CGUUCUCUGUUUAAUACUCGGUCGUCUAUCUGAACGGAAGCGUUUUGGAGGAAAUUGUCUACGUAGUUCCGGCAUCUGGGCUGUCUUUGAGGGAAGUCUAUUGGCGAGAAUCCCAGAACGUUGAUUCGGUUCGGUGUGGUGAAAACAAUAAGCAAUCUAAGUAGCGGUCCGAUACCGAACCCAAAGACAGAGAUCCGGGGGGGAUUGAGAGGUACAGAAGAGUUGACAGCUAGAGGUCACAGAAGCCCAGAAAUGUCGUUCAUCUUUGAUUGGAUCUACAACAGCUUUAGCAGUGUGUUGCAGUUUCUAGGUUUAUACAAAAAGUCUGGAAAGCUUGUGUUCUUGGGUUUAGACAAUGCAGGAAAGACGACACUACUUCACAUGCUUAAAGAUGACCGACUGGGACAACAUGUUCCCACACUACAUCCAACAUCAGAGGAGCUAACUAUUGCAGGAAUGACGUUCACAACAUUUGACCUAGGAGGUCAUGCUCAAGCUCGCAGAGUUUGGAAGAAUUACUUACCAGCCAUUAAUGGAAUUGUGUUUCUGGUAGACUGCGCAGAUCACAGUCGUCUCGUGGAAGCCAAAGUGGAACUUAAUGCACUAAUGACAGAUGAUACGAUAUCAAAUGUGCCAAUUCUUGUUCUGGGAAAUAAGAUCGACCGACCAGAGGCUAUCAGUGAGGAGAAAUUGAGAGAAUUGUUCGGACUGUAUGGACAGACCACAGGAAAGAGCACAGUACCACUGAAGGAGCUGAACGCAAGACCAAUGGAGGUGUUUAUGUGCAGUGUGCUGAAAAGGCAAGGGUAUGGGGAAGGAUUUCGCUGGCUUUCUCAAUAUAUCGACUGAUAUAGCACAUCCAGAAUUACUACUUUGGACUGAUCUCAUUUGAAGUAUCUACAUAGACUUUUGUAUUAAUGAUACAGAAGGUUCUUUUCUAACCAUGUACUUGGUCUCCCAUAAAAAAAAAAAAUCCAGUCUCUCAGCUAAGGUUUUUAAGAAUGAUUGGUAUUUUUUAAGAACUUAUUGUAGAAAAAAAAACAUUGCUUCUUCUGCAGGUGAUGUAUCAAUGUAUGCAGUUAGCAGUAAGUUUUCCCAUUUUAAAGGCUGUUCAGCAGUAUGGAUUUUGAACAUUACGUAACUUUUAGGUUUACUGUACUAGUUCCACACUUAUCACAUGCACAAAAAAAGUACAUUAUGCAGAUUACCUGGCUGUGUUAAUAGUGUUGAUGGCACAUGUAAUUGUGCCUAUGCUUUGGGAGGAGACGUGGACUCAUGCUGUGCAGAGCUUUACCUCCAAAUCAGAUGACACAUCUCCAGAUCAUCACAAGUACUCGUAUGAGUCCUGAGUAACUGGGUAUCGUGUUACUGACUCCAUGCAUUGUGAAGUAUUUUUUUUUCCAUUUUCCUGCUAAGCAGAUACACUGACUUUGGAGAGAUUUGAGUCUAAACCCACUGAAUUAUUUUUAAAUGCCUUACUGUUACAUCUGAAACUUAUUUAUGGAUAAAUUACAACAUGUCUCUUCCUCUGGCUUGAAAAUCAUGAAGUACAGCAUUGCCAUCAUUGGAUUCUCACAAUUUGAGACGAACAUGCUAUAAAAUGGUCUAAAAUGAGAGUGAUUCCUUUAAACAAAAAUGUCUAGAGUUGUAAAAAUGGAUGUUUCUGGAAACUUGAAUGUCAUAAGACUUAUUCCUGUUGCUAGUAAUAUUUUUCCCUCUGGGGUUGCUUAUUUUGCAUCCUUAUGUUUGGUUGUUAAAAUGGGGUGUUUGUAACAAACUUAACAGAUGCUGGGUUAGUUUAUCCUCAUUUUUGAUCAUUAUAGAAAGCUUGUAAUCUGAAUGUUCAUUUGUAUGUUAUCUACCAUAUAGAUUCAACUACAACUUUCCAUUUUGUGAAAUGAAUAAGCAAAGAUUGUUCAUUUCACUUAGUAUCAUUUGCAGUCCUUUUUAAAUGACUUGGGUUGUGUGAUCCAGUAGGUAAAACCGUAAUAAGAGGAAAUUAAAUUUAGACGCAUCGUUACUUCAAUGCUAUGAAAUUCCCAGUUGUAAUCUAGCAGAAAAGAGACCUGGUUUGGUGACAUCCCAAUAUUUGGUUAACCACCGCUGCUGGGGUAGUAGGUUCUUUUAGUAGUUUAUUUUAAAAACUUUAACCUUGACAGCCCAUGGCAGUAUUUUUCCAGUAUGUCAUUUGAUAGUGUUACAGUAUCUUCUUGAGUUUGAUAUUUGUGGUUGCUUGGUGAAGUAUGUUGCUUCUAUACACUGGGCUUUUUGCCCAGCACUGGCUUUUCUUAUCAAAUCAGCUUAGCCAAGUCUGUAAGCCAUAUGGGACUGUAGGAUUUACAUUUCCAGUGCAAGUUGGUUACCUUUAAGGAGUGCAGUCUUUACCCAUUGUUUCCUGUCAAUUUAUAUGUUAUGUGUAUACUGUUUUCUUUGAUGGCCUGCCUCCCUCUUUACUUUUUAGCUUAAGUUUGUAAGAGUAGGUGUGAUCAGAGAUAAAUAGCUAUGCAGUAGAGAACAAAGGCUGCAGUCUUGUGACAUUUUAUACGGUUAUGUUAGCUUCAAAAGAGCACUUUAAUUGUAUUCUGAGUUUUGAGGUUGGAGAAAUGUGUAACUUUAACAUCUGAAAUGUGCUGAUUUUUUCUGAACAAACAUUUUGUAUUAACCAGUGGAGUAUGUAAUAUGUUGAUAGCCAGUUAAAAGUUGGCAGACACCUAACUGUGCUACCUACCACUGGAUUUGUGCUUUGUAUGUUUUGUGAAUGUUUACUUCCUAUGACACUUGAGUACUGUAUUUAUGUGAUUAGUAUCCGUCGCCUUGCGCAUCAUGAAUGAACUUGAAUGUUUAAAAGCCAAGCUAACCUUUUUCUUUGUCUUUAGCAUCUUCUGCAGGGUACAUAAACUGCAGAAGAAUUGGCAUUGUAGGGAGAAUGGGAAUGUAAACUUUUUUGUUGAGACUUUUGUUCUUGACGGAUACAUUCUGUGGUAAUUCCUCCACUUCUUUUUUUUUCUGUCCAGUUAAUGUCCUCUUAAAAAUGUUGGCAGUGUAUGAACUAGGACUGCAGUGAACAGAUGGCUUCCUAUGCUUUACAGUUUGCUAUAAUAGUGUUUACCUGUUCUUAUUGCAUUCUUCAGCAGCAAGACAGUAUACAUCCAUAAUUUACACCAAAGACCUUUUCAUUUACUGUUUGUAAGGGUUGACUUGAAAUGUAAUUAUAAAUUGUCACUGCCAUCAAACAUACACUCUCAUGAAAUGCCUCUUCUAGCUAGCACAGUUUACAAAGUUGGUGUUGAGGCUUAUUAACAGUAUGUUAGACUUGCAUUUUUUAGAUACUUUACAAGAACGUUUGAAAAACACCCCUAGUGUAUUAUAAUUGAAUCCAGAAGUAAAUAUAUUUGGUAGCCAAAGUUGUAUGUGGUUAAUAGAUCUUCUCAUGUGUGGUGUUGAAGCCAUUUGGUAGUUUAAAAUGUUGCAUUAAUAUCGGAGAUAGCUUUCUGUACAUUUAACUUCUCUGAAUUUUUUUAAUUUGCAAUUGCCGGUACUUAUGAUUUUUGACUGAACAUGGAUAUUGCCUUCUUAUGGGUCAGGUAGGCUGCAUUGUAUACUUAAUGAAUGUGACUAUCUCAUUAAUUGGUGACUCUAGCACUGGGGAAUGCAAGAAAAUAAACAGCUACUAUGUAUAGAUGAAAUUAAAUGGAGGCAGAGACUGAACUAACCCUGCUAAAUGAGGAUAGUCAGUCCUGCAUCUUUUUUGCUAUUGGUCAUAUAAACCCAUUUUGAGACCAGACUUUCUAAAACUGUAAUGUGGUGGUGCAGAUAUGUUAAUAUGGCAAUAUUAUCAGAAAAUUUGUUUUACUGCCCCCCCCCCCCCAAAAAAAAAUCCUUGAUAGUAUUUUUGCUUUACUGUCACAAAAGUAAUAGUAAAAAUUGCUUAAAGACGUGACAUUUUGAAAUGGAGAAAAAUUAGACAAUUGGUUUGAAUGCGAUAUUUGAAAUGAAAAAGAAUAUGUAUACAUUCAGAAUGUCUUAAUAUUACUAAGGGUGUGGAACAAUUGGAGUCAAAGUGUCCUUAAAAGAUUUGCCAACUUGUAAUGUGUUUGUGGAAUAUUUUGCCAAAUGUUCAUUACUGUAUAUUAGAUGGACGCUUGUUAGUUGCAUGUUUGUGUAGAACUCUAGUUUCUGCAUAUGGUAUAGUUGCAGUGUUUUCCUAAUCCUAACUCCGUCCUAUCUUCCAGCUUUUAUUUAUUUUUUUUUUAACAGAUCAUCUUAAAAUAUGGCUGAUUUAACUUUUCGGAUUAUUAUAGUAAGGGGAAAACCGUUAUAUGUUGUCUUUAUUACUGUGGAUCUCAGCAGUGCUUCUCUACACCAGUAUGUAGGUCAUGUUAGUGCAGUUAUAGAACCACUGCUGUGGUCUUGUUGAUUUCUCUUCUGUGAAAGCUUUUAAAGUUUCUUGAACACUGACUUUCACUUCUGUGAGAUACUUGCCUAUGGUUUCUUACUUAAUUUCAGUUCUUUAGAAGACAGGGUUGCUAGCAAUACUCCUACUGCAGAAUAGCUUUUAAGUUGUGCAAUAAUGUAUUUUUAAACAGUUGGGUGUAGUUUAAGAUGUGCACCUAGCACCAGCUUGAAUGACUUAAGGUACAUAUCAUCAACAUAUUUGCAGAGAUUUUGUUACUUGUGUGUACUGUUUCACUGAAGCUUGCCAAGUUUGUUUUUGAAAGAAUUCCCCACAGAAUAGUGAUGUUCUCUCCAAGAGAAUGGAGAAAUUCUGGAAAUACAGCUUUCUGCAGUACAUUUUGGUAAACUUCAUGCUGCACAGAACUUAAAUUGUGCUGCCUUUUUUGAGGUGUACAAGCAGUAGCAGUUUGUGUGCAUGGAACACUACAGAACAUGGUGAUUUUUUUUCACAUUAUUUCAGGUGCUGCUCACCUUGUAGAGGUUAAAGAAAAUGCCGAGAUUUACAUGAAUCUUGCCUGCUGUUUGGCAGUAUGUAACUUUUGGAUACAGCCUUUUUAGUAGGAUGUUAGACUGGUUAACACCAAGUUUUUUUAGUGUUCGAUUUGUAGAUAUACUCCUGAAAUGAAGAGCAAAUGCAUAGGUCAGAAAAUCCUAACAGUCCACAAACUUAUGUUUUAUUAAACAGUAUUGUUUGACAUGCUUUUUAUGGUGUGCUAAAGAUGGAUCUUUCCCCCUGCAGGGCUCUGUCCCGUGCCAAGUGCAACUUUAAACAUUUCUAGACUGAAAUGGCUACCCCAUUUAUCAACACAAGGGGUCUCCUGUCUUGGAAAACUGAAUGAAAGAAACCGGUACUUGUCCAUUACAAUUAGUCUUAGUCUGUGGAAAGGACUGUACUGCCAUAAGUUGUUGCAUUAUUUCCUAAAAAUAAAUAAAUCUGUUCUGCUUUAA
Protopterus annectens (West African lungfish) is the source of this 5403-nucleotide messenger RNA. It is a transcript of the gene SAR1A, whose product is annotated as secretion associated Ras related GTPase 1A. Gene Ontology annotation, molecular function: GTPase activity; GTP binding. Gene Ontology annotation, cellular component: endoplasmic reticulum exit site; COPII vesicle coat. Lineage: Eukaryota; Metazoa; Chordata; Ceratodontiformes; Protopteridae. Bases 253 to 849 code for a protein of 198 amino acids. Gene Ontology annotation, biological process: membrane organization; endoplasmic reticulum to Golgi vesicle-mediated transport; vesicle organization. The record is from RefSeq and is a predicted model, not a curated record. The transcript has 7 exons.